CAGUCCAUUCUCGAGGUCUUCCUCCUCUGUCUUGCAGGAUAUGUGUUAGCUUGGAAGGGUAUUCUGGACAAGAAAACACAAAAGGUGCGUCGUCGGGCCGAGUUCGGUGGUGCCGCACCACGUUCAUGCUUAUCGGGCUUCACCAGCAACUGAAUCGGCUCAAUGUUUCACUGUUCACCCCCUCCCUGCUCUUCUCCAAAGUCGCAUUCUUCCUGUCUCCCGGUUCGUCCCUGUCCACGUGUUUACCCGCGCGCGCGCACAACUCAAGUUGCAUGUACAGCGAAAUUGCGCGAGCUAUGGAUCAUCCCCAUCUUUUUCGUGCUCGUGACGGCGGUUUCGAUGACGGUCUCGUCUCUGCUGG
This is a messenger RNA of Mycena citricolor, 361 nucleotides long. Lineage: Eukaryota; Fungi; Basidiomycota; Agaricomycetes; Agaricales; Mycenaceae. The record is from the annotation of a GenBank genome assembly.